Messenger RNA from Mesorhabditis belari, 1446 nucleotides. NCBI's taxonomy places the organism in Eukaryota, Metazoa, Nematoda, Chromadorea, Rhabditida, Rhabditidae. The record is from the annotation of a GenBank genome assembly.
AUGUCUUUCCUCAAAGAACUCGAGGCAUUGUGUGAUACGGCGCCGGAAAUUCCCGAUACAGAAGCAUUUGAUGCAGCUGAAGAUUCUCUACCUAAAAAGUCGGCAAAUGAUGAGAGAAUUGAUGGUGAUCACGUAAAGUUGAGACGACGAAUUGGAGGAAUUGAGCUGUUAGACGAACGGUACAAAGGGGCCAAGGUUAACACAGCUGAUGUUUUUGAAGACGCUUAUGAGCCUCGACGACUUGCCGCUAUGAAUGGCAAAGAUGUGCUAACUGAAUCCGAUGAUGAGAGUAAUGCAACAAGCGGUCACGGCGAGAUUUCUGACGAAGAUGCUUCUGAAUUGGACGAGGAGGAAUCUUUUGAAGAUGAAGAAAUUGAGUCGGAGAACGCCAUUACUGAAGAUGAGGAAGAAUCAAUUUCUGGUCCAACUAUUCUUCAAAAUGGAACUUCAGAAAACAAGGAAAAAGCCGCCUUUGUUCAACGGCAGUUGAAGAUAUUUGAUCAAUUGCUCUACACAAAAAUUCGUUUGCAUGCGGCGAUGAGAUCCUAUAACGAACUACCUCGUGGAAAGCUUGCUCAAACUUUGGUCAAGGACGCAGAUGAGGCAACGAAAAAGCGUUAUGGUGCAGCAAAGCAAAAUGCACGCCGUUUGAUGAACCUUUUGAUCGAGGCAGAAACAGCUCUGUUGUCAGGAUGCAAACAGACAAAAUUGCUUUUAGACGGCACAUAUGCGGAAGGAAGCGACGAAGAAAUUGAAAGCUCCGAAGAUGAGGCAAGCGAUGACAAUGAUGACGAAAAGCUGUCGGAUGAAGGAGAUGACAACUUUUCUGAAAAUGAUGAGAGCGAUGAGGAUCAAAAGCCGAAAGCAAAUUCCGCAGCUAUAAACAAUAAGGGGAGAAGCUGGCAAGCGGCCGCCAGAACGCUCACAAAGAUCGAUAAUAGAUUCAACCCUUACAGACGAUCUACAAUCGAAAAGUGGGAUGAACGAACGCGACUUGUCUCUUCUGGGCCUGCAAGGCAAAAAGAUUUCAGCCAUAUGGAAGAUACUGCUAUGGGACAAAUUGAAAAGAUAAUGCGCGACAAAAAUCGUUUGCUGCGAAGAACGCGCAUCAAUCGAAGCAAUCUUGAGAGGAUUGGGAAAACGAAUGAGGCAAAAGAGGAUCUAGAAUUUUUUGACGACAACGAUUUCUACCAUGUGAUGUUAAAAGAGUUACUUGAUAAAAGAACCGAUCAAACUCUUGAUUCUGCAGCCAUGACGAGGCAAUGGUUAGAGCUGCAGAAAUACCGAGAGAAACGUUCGAAGAAAAAAGUUGACACUAAAGCUUCAAAGGGUCGAAAAAUUCGCUACAAAGCAAUUCCAAAACUUGUCAACUUCUUCCCUGCUGUGCCGGAAUCAGUGACAUGGAGUCACGAGAAAAGAAAUGACUUGUUCAACACCUUGUUUACU